This is a messenger RNA of Chroicocephalus ridibundus (black-headed gull), 728 nucleotides long. RefSeq names its product phosphatidylinositol glycan anchor biosynthesis class Y (gene PIGY). The record is from RefSeq and is a predicted model, not a curated record. Gene Ontology annotation, biological process: GPI anchor biosynthetic process. The transcript has a single exon. The coding region runs from base 1 to 231 and encodes 76 amino acids. Gene Ontology annotation, cellular component: glycosylphosphatidylinositol-N-acetylglucosaminyltransferase (GPI-GnT) complex. NCBI's taxonomy places the organism in Eukaryota, Metazoa, Chordata, Aves, Charadriiformes, Laridae.
AUGGCUGGAGGAGGCAUGCUGCCCUCCCUGCCCACACUGACUGUACUUGUUCCCCUCCUGUCACUAGCAGGCUUGUUCUACUCAGCCAGCGUAGAUGAAACCUUCCCACAGGGCUGCACCAGCACAAACAGCUUAUGUUUCUACAGUCUCCUCCUUCCUGUUACAAUACCGGUUUAUGUAUUCUUCCAUCUGUGGACCUGGAUGGGAAUUAAGCUUUUUAGGCACAACUAGUGCGAUGUGUUUGCUAACCCUUGUGCUUCUCUAAAGCAACGCGGUUCAUUUAAUCUCAUCAGCUAUUGCAGUUGAUUGGAGGAGUUCCCUUCUGGCCCUACUGACUGUCAUCAUUUUUCUCUGGAACUGUAUAACGUCCUCUGCAGCAGCCUAUUACUUAAUUACUGCUAAGGCAGAUAAAGAGAAGGAAGAAGAAGAAACACUAAUUCCUUCUAGUGGAUCCCUUCAAGAGUGGUGUGUGUUCGUAGUAGCACUAAGGAAAAUCUUCUAGGUUGUGAUCGUUUUUACGAGGAAGAACUGUACCCUGACUGGAAUAACUGAUCUUAAACAAUAAGCAAUGACAACAUGGAGCGAUAUGAAUCUCUCUUUGAAUUAUGAGCUUUGGGUUUGUUUAUUUGUUUUGAACUGAUUUCUCACUGCCAGAAGAACAUAAAAUAAAUUAGGUUGAUGUUUAAUAACCAAACUUGAGUUAAAUGAAGAUAUUUACUUGGAUGAUA